This is a messenger RNA of Chaetomium fimeti, 767 nucleotides long. RefSeq lists its product as uncharacterized. The coding region runs from base 235 to 642 and encodes 135 amino acids. The transcript has a single exon. NCBI's taxonomy places the organism in Eukaryota, Fungi, Ascomycota, Sordariomycetes, Sordariales, Chaetomiaceae. The record is from RefSeq and is a predicted model, not a curated record.
CUGUUUCAGGUUCCACGACUCGCCCCUUCGCUGAUCGUCGCCCUCGCCUCACUCGCCCAUAUAUACAUACAACCCUCCGGCAUCUUCCUUCGAAGUCGAGACAGAAGCCGACCCCGGACCUUCAGAAGAGCAAUACCAGUCCCGUACCUUGGGUAAGUUGCCGUCACAUUUCUCGUUUGUAUUUCCAUCUCGUACUCGCCGGGUGACGUCGUGGGCCGACCCUGUCCCACCUCCAUGCCGGACUCGGCCUCGGUUUUGUUUUGUUUGCUGUUGCAGCCUUUGUGGUCUUGUGGUCGCUGCGCCGGCUUCAGUGGCGUUACUUCCCGAGUCAAAUCCAACCACGGUUUGCGAGCCGAGACACCAUCACCACCAACCCAAUCGUGCGUUUCCUGCGCCGCCUACCCUCCUACCCUACCCAGUCUGCGCGGCGACGAGACUCCUGUCUUGGGUGGCUUGCUAUUUGCUUGCUUGGGGUUUCUGGCGGAUGUCACCAAUGACAGCAUUCCAUGCACGCCGCGUGUAGUGCCGCUCGCAGCCAACGCUGCCAACGUUGCCGCAUUCCCUCGUUUACCUAACCCCUUUUCCCCUUAUCUUAUUUUGGCUUGGAACAUGCCGGCGGCCGUUUGCCAUCUCCCAACUUGACCCGGACCUCAUCUUCUUCAUGGGGCCUGUUGCUGCACGGAGUUUGUGUCGCUGAGUGCACCGGACCAGUCCCGGCUCAUUCUCGCCCUGGACCCAGUAUUAUUUGGCCAGCCAGAAAAUCCCGU